This is a messenger RNA of Phytomonas sp. Hart1, 915 nucleotides long. The record is from the annotation of a GenBank genome assembly. Lineage: Eukaryota; Euglenozoa; Kinetoplastea; Trypanosomatida; Trypanosomatidae.
AUGUCCUCACUUAUUAUAUCCCAGCGCUACAAUUGGAUGGGGUACAAUGGUACCGAAUCGAAGGAGAUCGAUCAGGUGUUUGUUCGGAGUGGGGAUGGUGCCGGGAUAUUCGACUAUUGGCGCCGCCGAAGCGUCCUCAACGACAUCAAAAAACGCCUUCAUCUGAUCAAAGGCGAGCUGAACCUCAUCCCGGAGGACGAACUUCGCGCGGAGAGGGAGGCCGCCCGGAGGUGUCGUGAGGCCAACGAGGCCGCGCGGCGGGCAAAGCUGAACGAUGACGCGAAUCGCUCCCAGGAAGAGGAGGCCAGGCGGUUGGCCCAGGUCGAGUUCGAGCGGCGGAUGCGGGCGAUCAUGCAGCGAACCGCCGGGAUCAGCGAGGCCGAGUGCAAUGAGCUCCUGGAGAACCUGCCGCACUCCAGGGCGGAGAUGGUGAACGCCGUGAACUCCUUCAGCACCGCCGCGCGGGGCCUUUUGGUGGCCCACGAGGCCCACUACAUCUCCUACCUCGACGGCUCCUGCCAUACCUCGCUGGACGGGCUAGAUCAGUACAACGUGAAGAUCCGAAACCAGACGAAGCAGGCCCUGGAGGAGCUCGGGAUGAGCCUGCCCCAGGCGGAGGUCUACAGCACCGGGGCCUUGCACGAUGCGAAGUCGGUCCUGAAGACGGCACAGCAGAAGCUGCAGGCGUUUUUCUGCCAGCGGGACCGUACCCACGCGAUGCGCCUGCGCCGGGCCGACAAGGACGCUCGGGGCGUUCCCACCACGGCGCUUACCGAGGAAGACGGGGAUGAGGAGACGCUUCGCCAGAACGUCGACGACGCCCUGGUGAAUAUGGUGACCCUGCGGGAGGCCUACAAUGAGCGCAGCGCGGCUUUUGGCCAACGCAUGGCGGCCUUGACAAUUAACAGUAAUUAG